UACAGGGUGAUGACCUCACAGAUGUUGUGAUGUCUCCUGCAAUCAGCUUGAUUUGCCCUCCAACUCCCAAAUAGUCACAGAGCUAAACUCUGCCAGAUAGGUAACCAGUCAGAGAACCUCCUAAACCUGUUCUGGUUUCUGACUGAGGAAGGUUUCUAGUAAUAGGAAUUACUAGCUUCCCAGGCCUGGGAGGUGCAGUUGGGGCUUUCUGUCCUGCCUUUGAACUUGCAUGCUGAAAACCAGACAAUAUGCUAAUGAUCUCUAAGGGCUUGGAAUUUCCUGUUGCUUAGGAACGAAAGUUUCACAGGCGGCAUCACAAGAGCUGACUAGAAUAUCACGCGAACAGGGUUCUACAUUCCGCAGCAGCAGAUCUCACUGGGAUUCCUUGGGCUCCUUUUCAUCCAUCUAAAUUGCUUUGCAUUCUUUUUGCUGGGAAUGGCUAAAGGGAAACCAAAAGGUGCCAAAGGGAAGAAAGUCACUUUAAAAGUUGCCAAGAACUGUAUCAAGAUAACAUUUGAUGGAAAACACCGCCUCGAUUUGAGCAAGAUGGGCAUUACCACUUUCCCCAAGUGCAUCCUCAAGCUCGAUGACGUGGAUGAGCUGGACCUCAGCAGAAACAUGCUCAAAAAGAUCCCAGACUCGAUUGAGAGAUUCCAGAACUUGCGCUGGCUAGAUUUGCACAGCAACCAGAUUGACAAGCUGCCAGAAACAAUAGGGAACUUACAGAGCCUUGUUUUCUUGAACCUCUGCAACAACAAGCUGACAGCCCGCAGCUUACCAGUAGAACUGAACCAGCUCAAGAACCUACGUAAUCUUAACCUAGGCCUGAACCACAUUGACAAUCUCCCAACCACUCUGGGGGCUUUAAAAGAGCUCCAGGAAGUAGGGGUAUUUGACAAUUUACUGACCACCAUCCCAAACAGUAUUGCAAAGCUUCCCAAGCUCAAGAAGUUGAAUGCCAAAAGAAAUCCUUUUCCUGGGCCCACAGAAGAAGAACUCUUUAUCGACAGCAUUAAGCGCCUUGAGACACUUUACUUGGUGGAAGAAAAAGAUCUUUGCUUCCCAUGCUUGAGGAAGUGUCAAGAAGAGAGGGAUAAGUUGAACAAGCUGAAGAACACAGUGCCUGUCUCUCUUCGAAAGCCAAACUUUUCAAACCUCAUGACACCCAAUUCCCAGGCAAAAGAGAACCAAGCAGAAUGGAGGGUAAGCGAAAACCUUGAAUCGUAGGCAAAAGUAGCCACCAUAAAGAAAAGAAUCGCAGUCUAAUGAAGUGAAAAGAAUGUAUGCAAGAAGAAUGACAUUGCUACAUGUAAGGAUAACUAGCAGUGGAGAAGACAGCUUGGAAUCAAGCAGGAGGAAUGCUACUCUGAUCACUAUACCAAACAGCCUUGAUAGCUUUGCGCAUUUCUGAGAGGUACCUUUUCAGGGCUUUUGUCCUAUCACUGUUGUGGAACACGAGGAAUAUGGAGUAGCCACUUCUGAAGAAAACCUCCAAAGCAACUUCCUAUGGGGACAAACCAAAUGCAGCAUGGUGAGCAUAGAAAGGGGAAUUUCUUUCUCCAAAUCUUCUCGUUUCAGCCCAAAGGUUGCAACCUUUUUAAAAAUCCAAGACUUCUCAAACUA
Messenger RNA from Hemicordylus capensis (graceful crag lizard), 1623 nucleotides. It is a transcript of the gene LRRC18, whose product is annotated as leucine rich repeat containing 18. NCBI's taxonomy places the organism in Eukaryota, Metazoa, Chordata, Lepidosauria, Squamata, Cordylidae. The transcript has 3 exons. Gene Ontology annotation, molecular function: protein binding. The record is from RefSeq and is a predicted model, not a curated record. The coding region runs from base 436 to 1227 and encodes 263 amino acids.